ACCAGUCAGAGAUCUGAAGAAAUUCGCCGCUCUGCGACUGAACAGAGACGAAAGAGAGAGCUCAGAGAAAGUACCCCGAGGUACAUUGAUUGUUGGAGUCGGACUACAAGCUUUAAUUAAGUGGUAGAACCCUGUUAUCUACCGGAAUUGGUCCUAAUAUAUGUGAGCUUUAGUGUGGUGACGCGCUUUUUUAUGUGCGUCGUGCAGCUUUAUGAUUGUUAAUAAGUUUCCUAGCCUGCUAACCCGACUCACUAGCUUAAAAAUAAACAAACACGUAUAUUUUUGAAAAUUUUAGCUCUCACGAAAAAACCCAAAGGAGAAAUAAGCCAAAAUUUAAAUUAAAAAACGGAAAUGAUACAAAUAGAGCCGUUUGUCCAUAAGAACUGAAGAAAAGCCUCGGCGUCGGCUUGUUGAGUUUAGCCGGUUUGCUAAUGAAAUGCUUCUCUGUCAAUUAGCUAUUAAAUCUGGAUUGACAGGCGAUACCCGAACCUCCUGUCAAGAUUGUCGACCGAGAUACUUUAUUUUUUAAGCAGGAAGCUUCAUCUGCGUCCUGCCUGAAAUCUGGACUGACUGCAGCAUCUCUUGUAGUUUGGUAUAGGACAGGUAGCCAGAAGCUAACUGAGGUAUCCAGGCGGGGAGAGAGGAGGUUCUGACACCGUUUCAAAUAUCAGGUGCCCAGAGUGUCUGAUAUUGGGGCUUCACGUCAGUUUGACCACCCACCUGAGUCAUGGAGAAGGACGAAAAUGGUGAAAACAUGGUGGACACAGUGAAGGACUCAGUCGUGACCUCUGCCUAUAGGUAUACCAAGGAAGAGCUUAUGGAAAUCAAAGAAUUGCCAAUUUCCAAUGAGAGGCCAGAGUGUCUUUCAGAGAAAUAUGACAGUGAUGGGGUCUGGGACCCUGAAAAAUGGCAUGCCUCACUAUAUCCCUCUUCAGAAAACAGCUGUCCAACAGAAGGAUACAAGAAAGAUUAUGCAGAGGAUAGAGUUCCACUAAAACGCAGAAUUGCAGAUCCUCGGGAACGUGUAAAAGAUGAUGAUCUGGAGGUGGUUCUUAGUCCGCAGCGUCGUAGUUUUGGCGGUGGUUGUCAAGUGGCACCCACUGCCCUCCCUCGCCGCCCCAUCAGCCCUCUGGAGAACAAAGAGAAUGAGUCACUCCGUUUGGGGGGAGCACGUCGCAUAGGGAGUGGCCGCAUCAUGUCCUCACGUGUAUUUGAGAGGGACGCACGGGUUGACAAGGAGAGGGAGCGAGACAGAGAGCGUGACUUUAAGGACAAGAGAUUUAGGAGAGACUUUGGAGACAAAAGAGUGUUCAGUGAGAGAAGAAGAAAUGACUCCUAUGCAGAAGAGGAGCCAGAGUGGUUCUCAGGUGGACCCACUAGUCAGUCUGAGACCAUUGAGCUUAUUGGCUUUGAUGACAAGAUCUUGGAGGAUGAUAAACGGAGGACCAAACGUUCCAGGAAGAAGCCAGAUUCUUUUAAAGAAGUUGAAUGUAAUGGCGGUCUCUCUGAGGACCCUGAAGUAGUUCAAGAGUCAGGAGCUGAUCAAGAGGUUCCACAUGCUGAGGUUCUUCCUGAGCAAACCCCUGGAGAAUUUGACUUCAAUGAGUUCUUCAAUCUUGAAAAGACCAUGCCUGGCCUGGCUUCGAUGAUUGAAGAUGUUCUUGCAGAGGGUCCGGUCAUGGCCAGUCGUUUCAGCCGCUGGUUCUCCAGUAACAGAAGUCCUUCUGGCAGUCGCUCCAGCAGUCUACGUUCCACACCGCACGAGGAGUUGGAGAGACUAGCAUGUCUCGAUCCUCAUACUGGAGCUCUGAAUCAGGGUACAUCUUUGUACUUCACCCCCAUUUCUUCAGUGGAACGCAAGGAGAAGGUGGACAUAUUGGAGCUGCUGCAUAAAGCCAAUAUUGACUUAAAACCUUUACUGUCCAGCCUGAAUGUCAACAAGGCUCACCUAAAGGAGAGCACAAACUCUGGCGUGGUGUUGUCUCUGGAAGAGGUGGAGGGGAGUCUGAAGGCACUGAAGGUGCAACCUGAACCAGCUCCAUUACCACAAAGACAGUCCAGCGGAGGUGGGGGAACUCCCUUUAUGGCAGAGCACCUGGAAGAGGCUCUCACUGGAGGAACUGGGGCUGCGUCACGACCACGAGACCCUGACAUGUCUGCAUUUAAUAAGUUAGUGAGCACCAUGAAGGCAAGUGGAACCCUGCCCACUCACCCCAAAGCCAGCGGGAGCAAUUCAGUGGAUCCUGCUCUUGUGUCCUUAUCAGAGGCACAGGUACCAGCCUCUCAGCAGAAAAACAUCUUUCAGGAGUUGUUGGUUGGCCCUCAUGGCCCUGUUCCUGCUCCUAUACACCAUCGUGCUUCUCCUCCACUCUUCCCACAGAGAGCCCCUCUACAGGACUUUUUCCCAGGCAUGCCACCAGCGCCAGGGUUUCCUGCUGGUCCACAAACUAUGCUGGAUCAAAUUCCAGACUUGCAUAGGGCCAGGAAUACACAACAGAUGAGAGCUUUGCCAAUGGGAGUGGACCAGGCCAAUCUGGAAGCUUUGUUUCAGCAGGAUCUGGCAGUUUUUAAUCGCUCACAGUACCAACAAGCCUACAACAAACAGGCUCACGAUAAGGCGUUUCGCAACAGACAAACCAGGAUGAACCGUUCACCUGGGCCUCACCUUCCUGGCCGGACCUCACCUGGCAAUACAGUUACUAGUGUGUUGUCUCCAUCCUUCACUCCCACCUCCGUGAUCAAAAAAAUGUAUGAGUCAAAAGAGAAAAGUCGAGAUGAUCCUGGGAGUAGGCCAGGAAGCAAGGAGGAGACUGUGAACUCUCAUAACUCACAGGAGGAUGGGCCUCCAUCACCCAGUUCCUUUCUGGAAGAUGUGGACACCAGUGGUCCUCAGACUGGUGGGGUAAAGGCAUGCUCCACCCCCGUUCCUGCUCAGAAUCGUCAUAGUAAAGACCCAGACCGACCCAGGCCUCCUUCAACAACUGGCCACCACACUCCCACCAUGUUAUCCCCAGGGCCCUCUUCACCCUUUCCAAGACCCCAGAUGUAUCCAGUUCCUCUGCUUCCCCACGUCCCCUUGGUCAGACCUCCACCCCAGCUUCACCCCGGUGUGAUGCAGAGGAUGCUGGCUCAGGGUAUUCAGCCUCAACAGCUUGGACCCACAUUAUUACAAACAGGCAUGUUCCCUCAGGCUGUAGAUCUGUCUCAGCUUCAGGGACUGCCCCCAGCCCUCUUAGGGCAGCCUCUGUAUCCCCUUGGUCCUGCAGGACAUCCGCUUAUGGCCCCUAGAGCCGCAGGAACACACGUGCAGUUAGCAGUCAUGCAGCAACAGCUUCAACAACAGCAGAGACCCAAUCUGCAUGUGGCUCCAUCAGGAGGCCUCCAGUCGCAGAGCCACGGUCCCCAUCGGACAAACCAUUCCCAGCGAAGAGGUGGAAGCCCUCCUCUGGGCCUAGCCAAGUGGUUUGGUUCUGACGUGCUGCAGCAGCCCCUCCCUUCCAUGCCUUCUACUAAAGUAAUCAGUGUUGAUGAGCUAGAGUUCCGCCAGUGAUGAUAUCCUGUGACCAGUCAGCAGGAGCGACGCAAGACAUCCCUUCCCCACUACCCUCUAGUUGGAGAGAUGUGAACUUUUAUUUCUACCAUUAUGUACAUAUGUCAGAGCCUUGUCUAUUUUUCUGUGCUCUGUCUGAAACCCUUGCAGUUGCUUUUUUUUUUUUUUUUUUUUUUUUUUUUUUUGUGAAAAGGCCUAAAGUUGAGAGCAAAAAAAGGGAAAAGACAUGUUUUUUUUCCUGCUGCUUUUGUCACAAAGUAAUGUAGUUUCUCGUAGUUUGUUUUGAAUUCAGUUUUUGCAGUAAAGAAAGUAAAUAAUGUAUAGGCCUGAAUUGUACAGAUUAUGGGAAUUGAUUUUCUUUUUCCACCUUGUACAUAGUUUUUUUUUUUUUUUUUUUUCCUGACUUUGUGGGGAAGGUUAUCCUGCUGUUGAGGAACCAAAAAGUUGCUUAUUUUUUUGCCCCGUCACAAUGUCUGCACAAUGUUCCAUGUUUCCCAUCGAAGGUUCAUCUGUGUAGGAAAGGGUGGCACUGCUGAUGGCUGCUUUGUUGGAAAGAUGUCCACGUCUGUAGCGAUUUAAUGCAUCCCUGAUUCGGAGAUACAUGCCCUUGAAACUUUUGCUGGAAUAUUUAAGUCAGAAUGUUCUGCAAGUGGGGACUCUCUUCCACCCCAAGAAGUGAAUGCUAGUUGUGCCUUUGUUUCCUUUUUUCUCCCUUUUCUUUUCUUUCUUUUUUUUUUUUUUUUUUUUUUUAAGAAAAAACCCUCCCAUCCUUCCUCUAGCCAGUCUUCUUAGUCAAUGUAUGAGAAGCACUGCUCUGAAUCACAUUUGUUUUAGGGUGGCAGGGGUUGGCAAUUAAGUAAUGUGCUAUUAAUUUAAGAAGCACAAAUAGUUAAUAAAUAUAUAAAAAAAAAUUAAAUAAAUAAAAAAAAUCAUUCACAUAAAAA
Megalobrama amblycephala (Wuchang bream) is the source of this 4494-nucleotide messenger RNA. It is a transcript of the gene eif4enif1, whose product is annotated as eukaryotic translation initiation factor 4E nuclear import factor 1. Gene Ontology annotation, cellular component: nucleus; cytoplasm. Gene Ontology annotation, molecular function: mRNA binding. Bases 728 to 3550 code for a protein of 940 amino acids. Gene Ontology annotation, biological process: negative regulation of translation. NCBI's taxonomy places the organism in Eukaryota, Metazoa, Chordata, Actinopteri, Cypriniformes, Xenocyprididae. The record is from RefSeq and is a predicted model, not a curated record. The transcript is spliced from 19 exons.